Messenger RNA from Trametes versicolor FP-101664 SS1, 1422 nucleotides. RefSeq lists its product as uncharacterized. The record is from RefSeq and is a predicted model, not a curated record. The transcript is spliced from 5 exons. The annotation marks the transcript as partial. NCBI's taxonomy places the organism in Eukaryota, Fungi, Basidiomycota, Agaricomycetes, Polyporales, Polyporaceae.
CGCACUCACUGGCCAGCUCCCCCCGUCUCGCAGCCAUCCGCAGCACCGCUCAUGCGAACCGACGUCGUGAACUCGCCGUGCAGGGUCCCCUCGCUGACCACAUCGCGACAGAAAAUGAAUCAAAGUACCGCCGCGCGGGGAUCAUAACAUUCGGGUAUACGGACGAAGAACAUGCAGCACCAGUACCAAGUGCGUUCAUUACCCACAGCGGCUUAGCACGACGUCGAUUCCCGACGGUGCGACCCCGCAGCUCGUCCCCGCGCCCGUCAACGCUGCUCCGGCGUACGAGGUCCAUCAACGCCGUGGGGACGUACAGGACAUGUACCGUAGCUACGUACGACUGUAUCUAUGCCCAACCCGCCCUCCAGCACCGAUAUACGGGCAAGCAGAGCCGGAACGGACGGGCGCACCUCUAAGCUCGCUGCACGACGCUGCGCGUCGACCGAACUCGACGGCGGCCGCGCGCACAACGACGCCCUGCACACGGUAGUCAACGACGAGCGAGUAGGACGUAUGGGCGCACCUGCACGACGCCGCGCGUCGACCAAGCUCGACGUCGCCCCAGCACACGACGAUGCCCUAUACACAACAGUCAACAGUGAGCGUGCGGACGCACGGAGAGGCCGCGGACGUGGACGUACCAGGCAGCACGAUGCCGCGCACACGGGGAAGCAGAAGAGGACGAGAGAGGCGAGGGAGCAGAGGCAGGCGGGGGGUGGGGUUGGCUUCCCCUCCUCCCCAGCUGCUCGCCUUUAUCCAUCCUCCAGACGCCCGCGGACCGCCCUCGCCCGCCAUGCACCCUCGCCCUCCUCCCUCUUCUUGCCCUCGCACCUCACUGUUCGGUUCGCGCGCGCGCGCAAUCUCCGCCGUCCGCCUCGUCAGCGUGUGCGCUGCCCUCGGACGACGGCGACGUCCCGGCCCCACGCCCCCACGUCCCCGAGCUCGUCGCAUCCCGCGCAGAACGUUCCGCAGCGAGUCUGCGACGGUGACGAUGGCGGACCGCCCGUCUCGUCGGCGGCCCCGUGUGCGUGUGCCCCUCGCGGAUGUCUCUGUCGCGUCGCCGCUGCCGACGCUCUCCACGGCCACCCCUCGUGCGUGUCCCCCUCGUGCGUGUGGGGCGGCAUAUCGCCCGAUGCGCAAGUCGCCGCUAGUGCACCCGCAUGCAGCGUGCGCACUGCUCGUGGAACCCCGCCGGAGCGUGCACGGCCGCGGCGCGCACGUUCGCUGCGUCGCACGGCGGGCACACUCCCCGUCAAGGCCUCGAGCUCGCGCGUCGGUGCGUUCGCGGCGGUCUCUCCAACACCACACCACACCCCUCCUGCACUCCUCUCGGAGCUGUGUGGACGAAAUAUAUCUUUGUUGCCGAGGACGACUUCGUGCAUGUCAACAUGCAGUCCACUGCGCGUAACGGUCCGCCGCCGC